AUGGUGUCAAAUCCCAUAUUGCACACUGAUGAAUCAUCUAUUAGCACAUAUUCAUAUGGAAAAGUUCGUAUUUUGACGAGCUUUAUAAUCCAAUUUGCACACAAGCAACCGUUGAAAAUCUAUUAUGGUCUGGGAAUGUAUGUAAUUCACCCAAUGGUUAUGGUUGCAGAAGAGGCAAUAUUUCAAGAGCAACCCU
This is a messenger RNA of Ambispora gerdemannii, 196 nucleotides long. Lineage: Eukaryota; Fungi; Glomeromycota; Glomeromycetes; Archaeosporales; Ambisporaceae. The record is from the annotation of a GenBank genome assembly.